AUGGGGAAGACGGAGGGGCCGCGCGCACAAUACGGCGUUCGUCUCUGCGCAGUAGAGCCACGAUGGCGACGGCGGACGAUCGCAGCCAACGAUGGCUUUCCGUUCUACCUGCCUCGGGACCCUCGCACCGCUAACUGGUACUUCCCGGGCAACAAGCAGCUGAUAACGCUACUGAUCGUCGCAUACGUCUACAUCGUUAAGAUAGGUGGCCCUCGGUUCAUGAAGAACCGCAAGCCGUACGAUGGCAUCAAGCCGUUGAUCACGUUCUACAACGCCGUCAUGGUGGUGUGCAGUGCUUACUACGUCCACGCUUUCUUCACGACCGCAUACAUCCGCAAAGGUUACAGCCCGAUCUGCCAGGGCAUCGACUUCGACGCCAGGGAUGAGGACACCAUGUAUCUGCUGGGCCUGUACUGGUCGUACACGAUGGUCAGGAUACUCGACUUUCUGGACACCUUCUUCUUCGUGCUCCGGAAGAAGGAUUCGCACGUGUCGUUCCUGCACGUUGUACAUCACGCCAUGGUUGCCUUCAACGGGUGGUUCGGACUCACCUAUGGUCCGGAUGGCCAGGCCACGGCUUUUCCGGUCAUCAACGGCUCUGUGCACGUGGUGAUGUUCACGUAUUACUUCCUCAGCUCUCUUGGGCCCGAGGUGCAGAAAUACUUGUGGUGGAAGCGCUACAUCACGCAGUUGCAGCUUAUUCAAUUCGUAGUGCUAUUUGUGCAUUCCCUGAUGCCAUUCUUUUUCAACUGCAACUACCCCAGGUCUCACUCAUACAUUACGAUGGUACAAGCUGUUUUCUUCUUUUGCCUCUUUAUGAACUUUUACGCCACAAACUACCAGAAGGAGAAGACGCGUGUACCGACGAAAUCAGCAGCUAACGGCAAGAUACAUUGAGGCAGCUUGGUUUUUUUUUUCUUAAGCCUGAUGUUCAUUGGGCUCCUUCCGGAGCUAUCAGUGUUUGUUUGUUAGUUCUUUUUUUUGCUGGUGAGAAACCGCUGUAUUGCUAACCUUGCUCUGCUCUUGAGACCCAAGUGCAGCUGCAAGACCGUCAAGCGGUUCGAGACACUAAUGACGAUUACUUUUAGUGCUAUAGAAAUUUUUUCUCUAGUCCUAGCCAACAACGAAUUCUUUCCCUGUUGUACGCGAACACAAAAUGCCAACCUAUAAACGUCGAGGGGGCGUUUGGUAUGUCCGAAAAAGUGUUUGUGGUAACCUGGGUCUCUAUGUACGAAGAGUGGUCAAACUAAUUUUUUUUUGUAAUCGGAGGCAUCUUCCUACCCUGUCACUCAACAUAACACUAGGCAUGCAGCCAAAGGCAAAUAGUGCUUACGAACAACGUUAAGCUGUUCAGCGUCAACCGUUCCAACUAAAGUUUUUCAUGAAUGAAAGUGAACUUUUGACAGAACUUCUGCUGAUCGGCACCUACCUCCUAGUCUUGUUGAAAUGAAUGUUGAAAUUAGCAAUAUAACAAUUGCGCCUGCAUUAACGCUAACAGUAGUACGCGAUAUUGAUUUGAUUGCAUAACAUGGUGAUCACGUUGCAUUGUCUUUGUGCUUAUAGAUGUUCUGUUCAACAUUGUUUUGUU
Messenger RNA from Rhipicephalus microplus (southern cattle tick), 1588 nucleotides. Its product is annotated as very long chain fatty acid elongase AAEL008004. NCBI's taxonomy places the organism in Eukaryota, Metazoa, Arthropoda, Arachnida, Ixodida, Ixodidae. Gene Ontology annotation, biological process: very long-chain fatty acid biosynthetic process; sphingolipid biosynthetic process; fatty acid elongation, monounsaturated fatty acid. Gene Ontology annotation, cellular component: endoplasmic reticulum membrane. Gene Ontology annotation, molecular function: fatty acid elongase activity. The record is from RefSeq and is a predicted model, not a curated record.